Gastrolobium bilobum is the source of this 525-nucleotide messenger RNA. RefSeq names its product agamous-like MADS-box protein AGL29. Bases 1 to 525 code for a protein of 174 amino acids. Gene Ontology annotation, molecular function: RNA polymerase II cis-regulatory region sequence-specific DNA binding; protein dimerization activity; DNA-binding transcription factor activity, RNA polymerase II-specific. The transcript has a single exon. Gene Ontology annotation, biological process: positive regulation of transcription by RNA polymerase II. The record is from RefSeq and is a predicted model, not a curated record. NCBI's taxonomy places the organism in Eukaryota, Viridiplantae, Streptophyta, Magnoliopsida, Fabales, Fabaceae.
AUGGGUCGUCGAAAAAUUGAGAUUACGAUGGUGAAGGACACCAACACGAGGCAAGUCACAUUCUCAAAGCGUCGAACAGGUCUAUUCAAGAAAGCAAAUGAGUUAUCCAUUUUAUGUGGGGCUGAAGUUGCUAUUGUUGUAUUCUCCCCUGGGAAUAAGCCUUACUCAUUUGGGCACCCAAGUGUUGAUGCUAUUGCAGCCAAGUUUCUUCAACAAGAGCCCAAAUCAAAUGAUGCACAAGAAAACCCUCUUCCGAAGUUGCUAAACCAACAACUUGCAGAGGUGAUGGACAUGGUUCGUGAGGAUGAAAAAAAGGGUGAGGUCUUUAAUGAGGCCCUAAAUCAAUACAAAGUGGCCCAACACUCUCAACUUGAAGAUUUGCAUAGUUCUCUUGUUGAGUUCAAGUAUGAUGUAAACAAGCGUCUUAGUGAAAUUGAAGCAUCAGAAUCUAUGCUACUCCUUGGACAACAACCUGUAGAGGGAAUAAAAAACCAUGUUGCUAAAAAGAAAAGAAGAAAAAUGUGA